UCUUCUUCCCCCCAAUCCCAAUUCCUCUCCUCCAGUAGAAUAAUUGAAACUUGUUCUAACAACCACCACUCUCUGUAGCUUUCGCUCUCUCUCUCUGUCAUUCCCAUCCUUCUGCGCGAGCCAUGUACCGUCCGAUGUGGGCUCAUCCGACUCCUCCCGCCGGCCCUCAGCGGUGGCAAGAGACUUGGGCGCGCCUCCUCACUCCUUUGACCCUUUGGAUAUGCGGCAUUUUCGGUGAGUCUUCGGUACGGGUAUUAUGGCGACCGUCGGAUGGAGCUUGGGCCGAACUCCUCUCGCUUGAUGAAGGCUAGCGCUGUCUUUGUAGAACAUGUUGAAGUGAGAGAUGUUGACAGGAAAGGGGUCUCUCUCUAUGCUUUCUCUGAAGAGCCUGAAUUGAGCCACCAAACCAAUUGGACUGUCUCCAAUUACUUGAUUGUUGGCUCCUAUAGUCGCAAGGGAUUUUCCUUCUGGUUAAACAAGGGUUCAAGGAUAUCCAUGAGAGUGGAAGCUCAUGCUACUACAUUAAAUAAACUCCAAGUUGUUAUGCUUAAAGGGGAACAAAAGAUUGAAAUAUUGCAUCCGGAACAUACAAGUUCUCAAGAUGGCCUUGCCUCUAUGGAACCCAAAAUCGGUAAAGAAGCUGAGUACAAUAUUGAGGAAGAUGACAAGUACUACCUUGACAUCAUUAACACAAAACCUAGAGGCAUAAUCAUAACACUGAAUGUAAAUGUUUCGUCAACGAUGUAUGACAUUACGAAAGCUAAGGCCGUCUGCUCAACAACAAAGGGUUCGUGCCGGCUCAGACUAGUAUUCCCCAAUACUCAUUAUGUCAUACUAACCACACCUAACUAUGGGGAUCUUGGUGAUUGGUACAUUGAGCUUUCAUUCGUGGCCCGCGUCGUAACCUACAUUGCAAUUUUAGGGUUUAUUGUGGUGACUAUUUUUCUUAUAUUGAAAUACCUUGGCGCCUGUGAUGUUGAGAGUAGUACUCUAGUAGAAAGAGUAGAGGAAGAAGUUAAUGAGACUUACCCUAUAGUGCCACAGAAGAAUAUUCGACAGACAUAUGGGACAAAUGAAGAAGAUGAAGAAGAUCCAGGAGCCUCUAGUAGCUCCUCAGAGGAAUUAUAUGAUGAAAAAUUAUGCAUAAUUUGUUAUGAUGAGCAGCGCAACUCCUUCUUCGUUCCCUGUGGUCAUUGUGCCACCUGCUAUGACUGUGCUCAGAGGAUUAUGGAUGGGGAGAAUAAGGUCUGUCCAAUAUGUAGAAGGCUCAUUCACAGAGUGAAAAAAUUGUUUAACCCUUAAAGCGAAGGCCUUGAUUGUGAAUUUUUGUGAUUAGUAGGUUGAGAGGAUUUUAUUUUUUUUGUGAGUGUGGAAAGAGAAAAAUUGUAUCUGUAGAGAGUGAGUGUCAUCAAACUCUUGUGCUCAAAUCCACUGCCUAAUUUCUCAAUAUGCCUCAUGAAUUGUUCUUUCUCGGAUCAAGCUGCACAGAAGAGAGUGACUCUGGUGUGAAUUAUUUAUCGGCCAACACUAGUGCACGAAGGAAAAGCUCUCUUUAGUAUACUCUAAUGCUUGAGAAAGAGAUCCAUGAAAAUUUUAGAUGAGACCCUGUUAAGUGCUUGUGUUGGAUACUUGUUCAUUGAGAGAAUGUAGAUUGCAUCAAGUCUGUGAAAAUUCAAUCACUGGAAGAGAGUCUGUUUA
Molecule: messenger RNA, 1698 nt
Organism: Prunus avium (sweet cherry)
Lineage: Eukaryota; Viridiplantae; Streptophyta; Magnoliopsida; Rosales; Rosaceae
Product: E3 ubiquitin-protein ligase APD2-like
Biological process (GO): protein ubiquitination; cell cycle
Molecular function (GO): ubiquitin protein ligase activity
Source: RefSeq, a predicted model, not a curated record